Xenopus tropicalis (tropical clawed frog) is the source of this 3626-nucleotide messenger RNA. It is a transcript of the gene hgs, whose product is annotated as hepatocyte growth factor-regulated tyrosine kinase substrate. Gene Ontology annotation, cellular component: multivesicular body membrane; early endosome membrane; cytoplasm. Gene Ontology annotation, molecular function: ubiquitin binding; metal ion binding; phosphatidylinositol binding. The transcript is spliced from 20 exons. The coding region runs from base 108 to 2459 and encodes 783 amino acids. The record is from RefSeq and is a predicted model, not a curated record. NCBI's taxonomy places the organism in Eukaryota, Metazoa, Chordata, Amphibia, Anura, Pipidae.
GGGGCGGCUGGGUUAUUCGCUAGCCACUCCCCUUUAUUUCCGCGUACGGUACCGGAAGCGGAGCUAGUGUUCGGGGUACUGUGUGUUGGCAGCUGUUCGGAUUCGCAAUGGGAAGAGGAAGCGGAACGUUCGAGAGGCUUCUGGAUAAAGCCACCAGUCAACUCUUGUUAGAGACAGACUGGGAGUCAAUCCUUCAAAUAUGUGACAUGAUCCGUCAAGGAGACACCCAAGCUAAAUACGCUGUUGCAUCCAUCAAGAAAAAAAUAAAUGACAAGAAUCCACACGUGGCUCUUUUUGCAUUAGAGGUUUUGGAAUCUGUUGUGAAGAACUGUGGGCAGCAUGUACACGAUGAGGUGGCAAACAAGCAAACUAUGGAAGAACUAAAGGAAUUGCAAAAGAGACAGGUGGAGCCUAAUGUUCGCAAUAAGAUACUGUACCUGAUUCAAGCUUGGGCCCACGCCUUCCGCAACGAGCCUAAGUACAAAGUUGUGCAGGAUACUUACCAGAUCAUGAAGGUGGAAGGUCAUAACUUCCCAGAAUUUAAAGAGAGUGAUGCCAUGUUUGCAGCAGAGAGGGCUCCUGAUUGGGUGGAUGCUGAGGAAUGUCACCGCUGCCGUGUUCAGUUUGGGGUGGUAACAAGAAAGCACCACUGCAGGGCAUGUGGGCAGAUCUUUUGUGGAAAGUGCUCAUCCAAGUACUCCACCAUCCCCAAGUUUGGAAUUGAAAAAGAAGUGCGUGUUUGUGAACCCUGCUAUGAGCAGCUGAACAAAAAGGGUGAAGGUAAAUCUGCCUCUGGUGUGGAACUGCCACCUGAGUACCUGACCAGCCCUCUUUCCCAGCAGUCGCAGGUAGAAGACAUCCCCUCUAUGCCGCCUAAGAAGGAUGAGUCUGCCCUGCAGGAAGAGGAGGAGCUACAGCUAGCAAUUGCCUUGUCACAGUCUGAGGCUGAAGAAAAGGAGAGGAUGAGACAAAAGACAACAUACAGCAUGUACCCAAAAGCAGAUCCCACCCCUAUCACCUCUUCUGCUCCUCCAGUUACAACACUUUACUCUGCUGCCUUGAAUUCAUCUGCUCCCCUUGCUGAAGAAAUUGAUCCUGAGCUAGCUCGUUACCUGAAUCGUAAUUACUGGGAGAAGAAGCAGGAAGAGGUCAGGAAAAGCCCUACACCCUCUGCCCCUGUCCCAAUCAGUGAGCCUGCUGUUCUUCAGGGAGGUGAUGUGCCAGUGACAGUCAUGGAGCAGCAAUACCAGAAUGGGGAGUCAGAGGAGAAUCACGAGCAGUUCCUAAAAGCUUUGCAGAAUGCAGUUACCACAUUUUUGAACCGUAUGAAAAGCAACCAAAUGCGUGGCAGGAGCAUCACGAAUGACUCUGCUGUAUUAUCCCUCUUCCAGUCCAUUAACAACAUGCACCCACAGUUGCUAGAGAUGCUCAAUCAGUUGGAUGAAAGGCGAUUGUACUACGAGGGCCUGCAAGACAAACUUGCACAAAUUCGGGAUGCGCGAGGAGCACUGAAUGCUCUUCGUGAUGAGCACAGGGAAAAGCUCCGGCGUGCAGCAGAGGAGGCUGAGAGGCAACGGCAAAUCCAAUUGGCGCAAAAACUGGAGAUUAUGAGACAAAAAAAGCAGGAAUACCUGGAGAUGCAACGCCAGCUGGCAAUCCAACGUUUGCAGGAGCAGGAAAAGGAGAGACAAUUGCGACUGGAGCAGCAGAAACAGACAAUUCAGAUGAGAGCCCAGAUGCCUGCUUUCUCCCUCCCAUAUGCACAGCUACAAUCACUACCUGCGACUGGGGGCAUUAUGUACCCACCCUCUGGACCCCCUGCCUACCCUGGUACCUUUAGCCCAUCUGGUUCUGUGGAGGGUUCCCCAAUGCAUGGUGUGUAUAUGAACCCAUCAGGACAGCCAGCCACAGCGCCAUACCCUGCCAUGCAGGUUCAAGGUGAGAUGUCAAGGUGCUUGACUGGAUGUUGGAAAUCCUGCUUAUAUGUUAGACCUAAUCAAAACCGUGUUUUUCUCACAGAUCCCAACAUGGUGAAUGCAUAUAUGUACACAGCAGGAUGUGCUCCCACAGCUCAGCAGGGGCAGGCUGUACCAACCACCAACCCAACAUACACGUCUUAUCAGCCCACACCUACUCAAGCCUACCAGAAUGUGGCAUCUCAGAGCCUUCCCUCGAUAUCCCAGACUGCUUCUGCGGGUGCAGUGGGUUACAUGGGUGCACAGUCUGUCCCCAUGCCUUAUCAGCCAUAUAAUAUGCAGAAUCUUAUGUCUACUCUGCCUGGUCAGGACCCAUCUCUUAGCAACCUACCUUCUCAACAGCAGCCAUUCAUUGGUGGGCAGCAACCCAUGUACCAGCAGAUGCCAGUUGUAGGUGGUCAGCAACAGCCUGCGCAGCAGCCAGCAGCACAUGGGCAGCAAGGAACAGGAGGGAGCGAAGCACAACUUAUCUCAUUUGACUAAUGAAGAACUGAAUUACCUUAAACAUGUUAAAUCAACCCUAUUUGGCCCUAGCGUGUAAAGCAUGUACCUUUAGCUAAACAGAAAAAUACACUACAUUAAUGUAAAUUUCAUAUUUUAGCUGUACUUGAUCUCUGUCCAUGUUUUUUUUUUCUUUUCUUUUUUAACUUAUGCCCAGAUCUAAUGCUGCUUUAAGCACUGACCAAAAUCUAGCUCACGAGGAACAUGUACAUAUAUGAAAUCCUUGAAGUAUUUGCUAUAUGGGGUAUAUUGAUAACUUGAGCUAUUCUGGACAAUUAUAGAAAGAUAAUUUGCCAAAGCCUAUGGGAAAUGCCAUUCAAAUAUUCUUCUCUAUCCUCUCUCACCUCCCACAAAUUCCUGAGCCGAAAAUAUAAAAUGGUGUCAAAAUUAAACAAAAUUUAUGUUAAGGCUAUAAAAAAAUAACUGUUGGCCUACAUGAUAAAUACACCCACGAUUACAGAGGACAAGUACUUAAUAUUAACCAAACACAGAUUAGUUAUAUCAGGUACAGGUUUGGGAUCUAUUAUCCCAUAAUUUAGAUCCCCAUCUUAAGAAUACUAAAAAAUCAUUUAAAUAUUAAAUAAACCCAGUGGGAUUGUUUUGCCUCCAAUAUGGAUUCAUUAUAUCUUAGUUGGAAUUAAGUACAAGGUAUUAUUACAGAGAAAAAGGAAAUAUGUUUUGAAAUUUUGAAUUAUUUGUUUAUAAUUGAGUCUAUGGUAGAUAACCUUUCCAUAAUUAGGAGCUUUCUGGAUAACUGGUUUCCAGAUAACGGAUUCUAUACCCAGCUUCACUUUGUGCUCCCCUAAACAUUUGCUACUUAGUGGCAGUUGUUCCUUUUGGAAUAGCAAUGGCCUAAAAAUGCCGUGUAUGGCUCUGAUAUGACUGGCUGUUUCAGCCUUGUUACUCAUGCUUAGAUUGGUAGCGUAUAAGGCUCUCAUAUCUCUGUUGUACCCCUGGAUUCCAAUGCCACCACAACUGUUCCAUUGUGAUGCUGUUUUUGUGCUUGUAAUAUAUAUCAGAUUCACUGCACUUGUUCAGCUGUGUCUGUAUGGGUGGUUUCCCAGGCUUCUCUCUCUUAUUUUCACCUCUUGAAUUUAGUGACUUCUAAAAGGUUUAAUAUCACCAUAAUAAAUAUGUAUCGGACUGGAA